AGACCGAACUGAACACCGCUUCUCAGGAUGUAUCUCUUCUUCACUUUAAUAACCUGGAUUAUUGUCAUCAUCUCCGCUGCUGUGGGGGACAGUGAGAGAGUGGAGGUAAAGAGUGGAGGAAACGUCACCCUACGAGUCGAAACACCGGGGAAUGUGAGGAAAGUGAUGUUAAAAAAGUGUGAAAACAGGACAGAAGAGCCCAUUAUCCUCUACUGUUCCCCUGAGGAGGAGAAGAGGGGCUGCUCCGUCAAGAAAUCCGACAGAUUCUCCAUCAGAUCUGACACGGAGAGUUUGUCGGUAAUCUUCGGUGAUGCCCGAGUCAGUGAUGAAGGAUGUUACACUGUCUCUUAUAUCGACGUCGAUAACAAUGUGACGGAGAAACUCUUCGAAGUCACGGUCAGCGAGCAACCACUCACCACACCUGCUAUAUCCACCAAAGGUGAAGAGACGCUUGGGACAAAUGGAACAAACACCACAGUCAGUGAAGAACGAAAUCACAGAAUAACGUACAGCAUCAUGGGAGUCACUGCAGGGGUCAUUGUUGUUAUCUACUGUAAAAAGUCAGCAGGUGAAGCGGACACAGGUGAAUCUUUAGAGAUGGUUGUGGUUAACACAACCCUUUCAGUGAACAAUGAAGAAGGACCUGUACAUGGAGCUUGA
Molecule: messenger RNA, 660 nt
Organism: Carassius carassius (crucian carp)
Lineage: Eukaryota; Metazoa; Chordata; Actinopteri; Cypriniformes; Cyprinidae
Exons: 4
Coding region: 28-660 (210 amino acids)
Source: RefSeq, a predicted model, not a curated record